AUGCAAACUGCUUCACGCAGUAAGGCAGCGCUCGAGCAGGAAAUUGAUCUCGCGAAUGCUCAGAUCCAAACUCUCGUCCGUCGCGAAGCAGAAUUUCAACGAAUUUUGGAUGAUCUCCGGAAGAUGAAGGACGAGGCAGUGGCGGAGCGUUUGGAGCUGGAAGCAAGGCGAAACGAGCUGGAAGCGCAGAAGGAACCUAUCAACUGGCUUCCGACAGAGCUCUUGAUCCAGAUAUUCACGGCAUUUACUGAUUUGGACUUUGAAGACAUUAAUUAUCGGCCGCCUGUGGUCGUGUCGCACGUCUCCAAGAAGUGGCGCGCCAUUGCGCUUUCUACACCCCAGCUAUGGUCUCGUAUCAUUCUCGAAGGCUUCCGAAAUCCAGAAGUCGCGCAAACCUUUCUGCUUCGGUCCGGAAGAUCUCUCCUUGAAGUUGACUAUUCGAGUUUACAGGAACACAAGGCGAAUCAAGAGUGUUCCUACAUGGUGGACUUCCUCGCGAAUGUGUCGCAGCAUUUCAGCCGCGUCGGUGCCCUUGCUCUCUGCUUCAAAAUACCUCUACCUAUCGUGUAUCUGCUACCUUUUAUCAACGACUUCGCCAAUGCUUUUCCUCGACUUGCUCAGCUCACGCUGUCGAUCUCAACGCCCAACCCCUCGUUCGUUGAGGCUCCAAGUCUAAUCGACAAAGAAGAUGCCAUCCUCAAGAGCCGACGACCAGCUCCAAGCAACAGCGCUCUGCUCUACCUCAAGUUGGAGCAGGUUCCUUUGUUUAAUUUCCCAGUCGCGUUCAUUUCCAAUCUACGAACCCUCGACCUGUACUAUUCUCCCAGGAAGAUGAACAGUACUCGUCACGACUAUCACCUGAAGAUGUCGUCGCUCUGUCGCUUCCUGACUCUCACUCCACUUUUGGAAGAACUGAUUCUUGUCAACACGGUUCCAUACUUCGACGUCACCCCUCCACCUAUCGACAGUGCAGAUGCCGUCGACGGCAGUCUCGUACAGAUGCACCCAGUUCGUUUGGAACAUCUGAAAGCCAUCGAUUGGACGUACCCAUACACCGCCGAUGUGCACCGCUUCCUCACGAUGAUCGACGCACCAGGGAUGGAAAAGCUGGACAUCUGGGUGGAAGAGCUCCCCGCCAAGCGCAUCCUAGAGACGCUGAACGCGCGCGGAUACCAUCCGACUACCUCUUCGCACAAGUACACACGAGGAGUGAUCAGCUUCCCUGGUCUUCGCGAUCUGAGCCUGCAGACUGCCGGGGAAGACACGACGGCCUGCGUGCUCCGUAAAUUCUCGCUCCCGUCGCUCGAGAAGGUGGCGUUUACGAACGUCGACAGUGCCGCGCGGGAGGCGGCUGGUGCCAUCGACGCCCUGCCCAUCUUUCCGCGCCUCGAGUCCAUCUUCCGAGAUCCCCGGCUGCCCAAUCUCACCCACCUCACCCUCUCCCACUUCCGCAUCUCAGACGAGCUCGGUCGUGCGGAAGGCGUGCUCGGAUACAUGCCGCUGCUCACCUCCCUUUCGCUCGACUCAUGCGCGGGCGUCGGUCGGUUGCUCGACGGGCUGAAGGAGCGUGUCGCCGUCGGCGUACAGCGUGGCGUCAAGCUCUGUCCCAGACUCGAGGCGCUCUCGUUCUGGGGGUGCCAAGAUGUCGAUUUUGACGGUCUGCGUGCGGUCGUGCUCGCGAGGAACAGAAGCGCGGUUAUUUUGGAAGAGGGCAGCAAGGGUCUCGAUGGAGCAACGGGGACGAUCACGAGGGAGGCUGUGGUGGUGGUUCAACAGGGGGGCAAGCAGGCAGCUGAUGCUCCCCAGAGGGGAAGGAAGAUAAAGCCUCUGAGGAAGCUUCGACACCAUGCCCACGGCAAUGGCCCCUCGUCGCCUUUGUCGGGGUCGCCGUCUCCGCAUUUCGUGUCCACUGUCAUCGCCAUGCGAGAGGCCCUCGCACCCGCCCAUAUCAUCUACGUACGCGUGGCGAAUUGCAGGCUGAUAAACCAGGACGAUGCUUCCUCUCUCAGGGACCUUGGUGUCGUGGAUGUGAUUUGGGCUGGUUCGGAUUAA
Cyclocybe aegerita is the source of this 2052-nucleotide messenger RNA. The record is from the annotation of a GenBank genome assembly. NCBI's taxonomy places the organism in Eukaryota, Fungi, Basidiomycota, Agaricomycetes, Agaricales, Hemipholiotaceae.